AUGGUAGACGAUAUUCGAGACGUUGUUGGCAACUAUCACAACAAGAACUCAGAAUGUCCUCCUAAAACGAGGACCAAGAUGUCCGAGGAGCAGGGCAUAUAUCAAUCUGCGCAAACGAUGCAUAUAUUGACAAUCAAAGGUGUCGAAUCUCCACAACGCAGGGUCUCCCAAGCUGAGAAGGAGUUCGACACAUCCGACAUUCCGAAUUCUCGGAAUCGGAAGCCUAGCUAA
Molecule: messenger RNA, 231 nt
Organism: Necator americanus (New World hookworm)
Lineage: Eukaryota; Metazoa; Nematoda; Chromadorea; Rhabditida; Ancylostomatidae
Exons: 2
Coding region: 1-231 (76 amino acids)
Source: RefSeq, a predicted model, not a curated record